This is a messenger RNA of Drosophila hydei, 5505 nucleotides long. RefSeq names its product nucleoprotein TPR (gene ana1). Lineage: Eukaryota; Metazoa; Arthropoda; Insecta; Diptera; Drosophilidae. Bases 184 to 5421 code for a protein of 1745 amino acids. The transcript has 4 exons. The record is from RefSeq and is a predicted model, not a curated record.
CAUCAUUGGGACAAUACAUCGAUAUACGCUUAAAUACAGCAAUGUGUCUGCGCUUGCGCUUCUGUUUGUUCGCUUGUCGAGGAAUUUUGAACGUUGGCUUUUGAUUUUGUAGUCAAAAAGUAUUUUUAUUAAGUGUUUGUAAAUGUUUCCAGUAUUUAGUACAAUUUUUAUUUGACAAUAACCAUGAAUAUGACAGUAAGUGGUAAGCUUGAUACAAAUCUCAAACAACGCUACAGAUUUGCUGAUCCCGAACGCGUUAAAAAAGAUCUCGAAAACGAGCGUCGCAUAACUCGUUUACAACAGGUGCGCGAGAAAUCCAGCAGCUUGGCUCGCCACAUACGCCAAGAGGUGGCAGCGGAACAAUCGCGUCAAUUAAAAACCCUAGAACGAGUCAAACAGCAAGAGUUAAAUACAUGGCGUGAGCAUGUUGUGGCCAAAAAAUGUCAGGACUACCGUACCUCGAUGUUCCAAGUGGGUGCCGCCCAUCGAGCCGCCCAGGCUGAAACUGAAAAAGCUGAAAAACAAAAGCAACAGCGAGCUGAGCAGAUACAAAAGUGUCGUAGACUCGCCACAAAGCGUGCAGCACUGCACAAGCCAACAAAUAUUCUGCGUUCAACGGCAACACGGGGCGUUAAUGUGCAAGGACGCGCUACUGCAGGCACACAGACGCCAGUGCAACUAGAGAAACUACACGAAGGUAAGGAGAACAAAUUGUGCAAUAAGCAAGCUUGCAAAGCAGCGAAAGCACAUAGCUCGUGCAAGCGCAAACGGCAUAAAACACGGUUAUCAAGCAACGAUCGGAACGAGAACAACCACGAGGAGGUGAUGUUCGAAAUUACAUCCGACAGCAGCAGCAGCAUCAGCAGCGAUGAGCAACAAUCUGAACCAACUGCUAACGAUGCGAACACCGGUUCAGCUCAACUGCAAAAAACGCCGCCAGUAAUUUUAGAUGUGGAUGACGAUAGCGAAGACUCAAUGGAGAUCUGCUCACGCAAUGGCAUCGAAAUUAACGAUCUAUACAUGCAAAGCAAUCGCAAAUUUAGCCGCGUCGUUCGCCCCAAUGCAAGUGAAUCAGGACUGCAUCCACCAGUAGCAGGAGGUGUAGCACCAGAUUUUGAUACAAUGCCUUCUCGACCACGCUUCACGCAAAUUAGCGACUUGGUUCGACGUACGGAUACAAACUUAGAGGACACUCAAAGACAAACAUGUGAAGAAAGGGUACAGCGUCCAAAAAGUCCUACAAGAUCGUCUUCCCGGUCACCUAGAAAAGCAGCAUCGGCAACUUCUCCAGCUGGCUCCUCCAAUGUUUCACCUACUAGAUCAGCGAUGGAGCCAGCACACAAUCGUCAACAGAUCCCAAAGCGUUCUUCGUUGCGAGUCAACAACACACAAGGCGUUCCUCCAGUUAAAGUGAUAGAUGCGGGCUUAAGGCGCAGUGCAACAUCAGCGAAACCAUCAAAUGCAGCGUCAGCAAAUUCUGGUAGCACGGAAAAAGCGGAGAAGCCAGUAACAUCCGUACAACAGCCCCGCAUGAAUCCAACACAGCAACCCCAAAUACAACCGAUUCACAUACAAAAAGGACCCAUGGAUCCGAUGCAUGUUCAAUACGUGCAUAUGCAGCAAGUGCCUCCUUUUAUGCAUCCAAUGUAUGCACCACACAUGAUGCCGCCUUAUAAUAUGCUACCUUACCCCGUGCCACCAUAUCCGAUGCCAACCACAGGCCAGGGUCCAGGACAAUCCCAGUUACCAGUUAUCAAUUCGGCCACCAGCGCAAGUGCUAAUCCAUCAAAUACUAUGACCAGUCAUUCGACAGGUACUUCGAAGGGGCAGAGUGGUGGAACAUAUACGACUGGACACGUCCAGUUCUAUGAUCACAAUAACAAAUAUCGUCGAAACUAUAAGGUGCCCGAGGAAAACGUGCAGGUAAAUCAGCAUGAUGGCACACAAAUGACUGCCAUGGAUAAUGCACGAAUUGAGACACAGCUGCGGCAGUUACGCGAGCAGAAACAGCAGAGUCAACGACAAGUAACCGAAGAACGUGGUCAGAAGGCGCUACAACGGGAGCAGGUCCGUCGAGAUUGCGCCGAAUUGGAGGAGAAAUUGGAAGCGUUAGCACAGCAGCAGCCACAACUUUUGCCGAGUGAUAUCAAUUUCGUUCCGAGCCAUCGCUACGCAGAUAUGGCAUUACGACGUGAACAGAAAAUGAAUGCAGCUAUGGAGGAGAUGCUUUUGCGUCCGGCUAUCGUUACCUGCCCCGAAGUCAAUGUCACCAAGAACCUUUCACCCCGUAAAGGAAGCGGCCGUGACAAAUCCAAUGUACCGGAGGCAAUCAAUGUAGGUAACCCGCCCAACAAGUUGGAUGAUCGUGCUAGCUCGAGCAGCUGCUGCUCCAUUCUGUUAGAGUACGUUGAUGAUCAGAGCAAGCAGCUGCGCACAGAGCUCAAAGCGAUGCAGUGCAAUUCGUCGAAGUCCAUGAAGUUAAAGAAUUUGUUGCAGCGCAUCGACAAAAUCCGAUCACAACUCCUGGCGGAGUUGCAUGCGGGUGAUAUGACCGACGACAAUGCAAAGAAGGUGAUCGAUUCGAUACGCAAUGAGCGCGCUAACAUUCUCGCAGGCUCUGCAAACAAUAUAAGCCAGCGAGAGAUGGAAUUACGGCAGAAGGAGGAGCUAUUGGACCAACGUUUGCGUCUGCUACACAAGGAGCAAAAGAAGUCCGAUAGUCAGAAGGACCGUAGAAAAAAGGAUGAUGGCCCAGUCGAGAUUAUAAUCAAGGUGAAGAGCGAUGGCAGCGUCAAACAGGUGAUCCCCAAAGGCAAGACGCAGGACAAACUACAAACCAAGACAGAUAGCAAGCCAAAGCCAACCCCUUCUUCAUCAACCCAGCCCAGUGAAAAAUCAUCCACAAUGGCACCUAUUCAGAGUCAACGGCAGAAUUCCAUAGAUUCCAAUUCAACAUCAUAUCGUGAAUUGCCGCCUGUUAUCUAUAAAAAUACAAAUCCUAUAGAGACAGUCAGCGCUGCACAGCCUGCUCCAAGCUUCGAACCGCUGCAUCCAAUGGUCGCUCAUUAUGUGGAUCGCUUGCUGGGCAUGUCACGCAGUUCCAUAGAUCAGUUAGGUAUCACUUCCUCUGAAGUGACAACCCCUACGGAAUCAAUAAUUAAUAAUCCUAACAAUAUGGCAAGUCGCAUGGAAAAUACAUUAAUUGACCAUCAGCGGGUAGAACGCGUGCAGAAUUUCAUCCAAGAUAAUCGCUUUUUUGUAUCUGAGCUCGAGGACACGUUGCGCAACCAGCAAAAGGAACAGGAAUAUCAGCUAGUAGAUAAGGAAAGCAGUAAGCACGAAUUCGAUCAGAUUUGGAAUGAACGCUUGUCCAGGCAACAGCAGCAACAGCAACAGCAGCAACAGCAACAGCAGCAGCAGCAACAGCAGCAGCAGCAGCAGCAACAGCAACAGCAGCGGCAGCAGCAACAGCAGCAGAAACAGCAGCAGCAGCAACAGCAGCAGCAUCAUCAGCGAAAACAACAACAGGAAAUUGAAAGACCUAUGACAAGUAAACAAGCAGCUGCUAGCAGACGUACAGUUUCAGAAGAAUUGACGAAACAGAAUCAAGUGGCGUUUACUGAAGUAAAGCCCACAACGCACAUAUCCGAAACUUUGCCGAAACAACGAACCGUGGAGGCAACCGUGAGCCAAGCUCCGGCUUCCCCUGAAAAAUGUGCAGCACGUCAAAUGGAACGCUAUGCCAUGUUGACGGAAAACUGUACGCAGCGUAUAGCAGAGCUGACGGAACUGAUAACUAAGGUGCGUAAAGAGAAGCAGCGCUUGGUUGAAGUCACGCUUACCUCGGCCAGUGAAGGUGAUCGCCAUUCCACAGAAUACUUCGAACUGCCACCAUUACAGGGGCAACAACGUUCUCGCUCCGCAUCUGAGCGCAGUGAUAGCCAUAAUACAACAACAUCCCAGAGUGAGCCGUUGCCGUUGCCGUUGCAGAAGAACAAGCCAACGGGUGCCAGUGUUGAUAGCGGCAUAUCUAUUUCACGACCACUAACAGCGCUAGGCCUGGUGGAGCUCCCAGAGACCGAGCCACAAUCGUUGCUCUCGUCCACCCAAAGCAGUGGAGUACGUCGCGGCAGAGUGCCACCAGCGACAAUACGUCGAUAUAGUCCUCAGUUGGCUGCGGAGGAACUGGCACAUGAGCUGUCCACUAUUACAGAAGUGGAUACGCCAGCUCAGUCGCAUAUUGUACCUGCAACACCUGCAGCCAUUCCCUUUCCCAGUUUCAAUCAAUAUGCACGGGAGCUGCAGCUUGAUCUAGCGAACUUGGAUGCAACUCAAAGCACUCGGCUGCAACACGAAUUUGAAGAGCUCAUCCAAUCCAUCAAACAACGCGGCCAUGAUGUUGACUAUCGCGAUUUUCCCAGUAUCAGUGCUUAUCUACAUAACAUAACAGCAUCGAGGACCCAUAUGAACAACGAAAUGGAUCAGCAAUCCUCUACAAUAGAUGAGCUCCUGCAGCGCCUACGCCUCCAGAAUAUCAGCAUACGUGAAUUUCCUAACAGACGCGAUUAUAUACAACAACUGCUCGAGCGUGAGCCCCUCGAGCAACGCGAGUUGAUUGACAGCGCCAGUCUAGACAGCGGCGAUUCCUUCGACAUCGAAGCAGAACUGAGAAGCAGGAACAUACUAAAGUCAUCUUUUAAGAGAGAUACCCGAUCGUGCGAUAUGCAAACCUUAGAGAUAGCGAGCAGCACACGUCGUGACACUUUACUGCCGAAUGUCAGCUUAUAUUCGCCCAAUGAAAGUGGCAUAGAACCAUUGUCCAGGUCCCCGUUAGCGAUCGAAGUGCAGGUGGAUAUGGAGCGCAUGGCUACGCAGCGAUCAAUUAACCAGAAGGGACAAAGGCAGCAUAAUGAACCAACGAACAGCAGUGUUUCAUCAGAGCUCCGACAGAAAAGUGGGGGCAGGACUGUGGGACAAGUCUCACUCGGAAGGUCUGCAGAUACACCACAAGACGUCAGUCAGAUGGGGCGUUCACUUAAUUUGCGUGAGUUUCUCACCAAAGAGCUGCUGAAGCAUCGUAUGCCCAUUAGAGACAGCAACUCUGACAGCACCGACGAAUCGCUGAAAAGCCACUUUCUGCAAUCAGUGAUCGAUUCUCUGUCUCCAUGUUCGACAAACACUCCUGCUCACGGCCAUGCCACCAAUGGCACCAAUGACAGGCAAAAGACGUCGACACCCGUUGGCUCGAUUCUCUCCACGCAGGAGAAGUCGGGUUCGGCGCACAGCGGGGAAUCUCAACUAUUCUCAGUUGAGAGUCGUAUCUCAGCGGUGCACUACGCCGAUGGUACACCGCCGGUACCUUACGAGCAGCAGAUAACCUCUACGGGGAAAAUGUCAGCGGGCCGCAGAUCAAGAAAAUGAUGUAUAGUUUUUCUAAAUUCUUCAAAUAUUUCCUGUAUUUGUGUUUGUGUUUGCCCAUUAUUUAUACUGUUAUCUCCAAUACAU